AUGUGCAAAUCAACUCCUUAUUUGUGCACUGGAUAUGACCUCUAUGUUACAAGGGAACCUUGUGUUAUGUAAGUAUCAGUACAUAUUGUUAAGUGACACUUCAGGCACAUUACUUCAGCCACACCCCACUUCCCUUAAGUGUGAGGCAGUUACCACUAAAUUCAAUGUUGGGUUAGGGGAGGGGAGGGGUAGGUGAGCACUUUCCCAGAAUAUUUUGUAGAUCCAAAAAUGUGAUAACCAAAGGAAAAAAUGUGUUACCUUUUAUUUGUAUGUGGAUAAGAUUGGGGCUUAAAUUGGGUUAAAAUAUAUAAGGCACAUUCUCAAACAGAACCAUCAUAACUUAGUCAUACUAUGUUGACUUCUUGCAGGUGUGCAAUGGCCUUAGUCCAUUCAAGAAUCAGGCGUGUGUUUUAUGGAUGUAGUGACAAUGUGUUAGGUGCCUUGGGGAGUAGAUAUAAGAUUCACACCCAGACUGGACUAAAUCAUCAUUUUGAAGUGUUUUCUGGCCUUUUAGAGGAAGAAUGCAGACGUUUUUUUGAACAAUCAUUUGCAUAUGACUUAUGUUGAUUUAUUUUGACAAUGGUAAUGUCUAACUGCCCCAUUUUUCUGUACACCGAAAAUUAUAGUGCAACACAACCACUGCAAAAUAAUACUUUUUAUUUUAAUUUUAAUUUAGCCAGAAGGUACAUCCCCAAAGUGGCCACAUACCACCCACGAGGGUCGUGAUUUAAGGAAUCCAUCAAUUCAUCAACGUCAACUUCAACUCAGGGUAUUAUAUUUCAACUAUUCUUCAGUCCUGUCACCUCAACCCAACUUUUCCCUGAAUCCCAUGAUCCUGAUUUUCAUGUGAUUGUUAUUUUCAGUGUUGUGCUUCUUAUUUUUUCUUUCAAUCCUAAAUCUUGCCCACAUUUUACCUAAAAAUUUUGAUUCCCAGCCUUCAAAUAAGGCAAAUGACGCAUCCCGAAAAACCUUUUGGAGACCAUCACUUAAAUACCUGAAGCUACCUGUCCAAAACUGCUCUUGUACUUUGUUCUACAGCUAGUUAAAGUAUGGCUACAGGGACUGGUCAUAUGCAGGUUUAAGUGCUCGCAGAUUCUUCAUAGGUAAAUACAAAAUCAAACUAGAAAAAAAAUAAAUGUAGAUAAAAAGUUUUUUUUACGGCAGUAUUUUACGCUUCCUUGGUCUCAGUCCUAUAAAAUGGUAUUUUUCUAGAAGACGUGCCUCUCAUGGAAACGUGACUUCACGUGAGGUUGAAGCUGUGUCAAAUUUUUAGAAACUAGAAGUUCAUUUAGCUCGCUAAAGUGAGCUAAAAUUAUCAACUCUGGGAUUAAUUUUUUCUUCUCAAAUCAGCAAUCUUCAAGAAAGCCUGUGGCCAAGUCUUUUCUAACUUCAGUAGAGAAUGAAUUAUUCAUUGCCUGAUUUUGGGACCGGACAAAAGAUUUAUUGAAAAAUAUUUGACAACUUGAUGACGUCAUGCAUUCCAAGUCAUCGCGGAUCGGGGGCAGCAGUCGUCUAACAUUAUUACACGGUAAAUUUACUGCUUUCAAAUAUAUGAGUUCACAGAUCUGCCUAUUAAUGUUCGAGGACAAAAAUAACACGUUCUAAAUUUCUUGAAGGAAAUCAGCAAAGUAAUUUUAGCAUCCAUUGUUUAGUUAUUUCACUAAAAAAGCCAAAAUAGAAAUGGACAAGAAUUACGUGUUAACAUUGUUGGUUGCCAUGAUUGUGGCUUUAAUGGAUCCCGUGUGGAUAUUACGGGCAAAUGCUGCUCCUAUGGAUAAUGGAACUGCAAAUGCAACGAGCACUGUUUUAUCCGACAACGCAACAGCAAGCAAUGGGAGUUUGUCGCUGGGAAAUUUUUCUGCUCCCAACGUGACAGUUUCGUGCAAUGAGACGGCUCUGAAUUGCAUAUCGAAGGUGGAAAUUAACAAUGCUACCAUUGAGGUGAAUUUAACCGAUGUUUGCUUAGCAAACGGAACAAUCCAACUCAUCAUUUGUAACGGGACUACGUUAAAUCUUACCAAACGCUGCGAGACAUUAAAAGCGGGAAACUUGACGAUUGUCUGUGUAAAUGCGAGCGUUAAUUCUUCAGCCGGUCUUGUGGUUUCCAAUGCAACGCAAUCUCCCGCCACAUCCAAUUUUACAACUGAUUACACGAAUGCGACAACUACCAGUGCGGCGAAUAAUGUUACAGCACCGUUUAACACGACUGGGGUAUUAACUGCAACCCUAAAUGCAACUUCCACGAAUCAGUCUGCUACGGCUAAUGGAUCGUCGACUCAGAAUCCGAACUCGACAAGCGUUUUAAACUCCACGAUUUCCACCCUAACAGAACAAGGGAACGCUUCAUUUGCAAACGCAACUCAAACAGCGAUCACAAAAUCAUCUGCCAGUACUCCGAGCGCUGCACAAAGCAGCGAAACUCCUAGCACAACACAACAGUCCACGACAACCCAGAUGUCAACGACGACAGUGAAAUUAACAACAACGCCGCAGGAUACAACUCCGAAAUCGACAACAGAGAAAUCUACAACGCCGAAAUUGACAACCACAGAGAAAUCUACAACCACCCCAACAACAGAGAAAUCUUCAACGCCGAAAGCAACAACUUCGGAAUCUACAACAAAGCAGACUUCUCAAACGCCGGAAUCAACAACCAAAGAGUCGACAACCAUCAGUACUACAGGUACUACAAAGGAAUCGGUUGUUUCUCCAAGCAUGAAAGAAACUACAAAAGAAAGUACAACCGAGACGACCACCAAAAGUACAACUGUUAAAACUGUGGAAACAACCACAACCCUAACAGAGCAGGAAAAAUCAUCACAACCCACAAAUACACAGCACUCAAGUGAGUUGAAAUUUAUUGUUACUCCCAAGUUUGAUAAUGUGAAGAAAAGUAAUGAGAGGAAAAUAAAGAAUAACCCAUGGGAAAAUGAGGAGGGGAAAUAUCAAUAUCCCAGUUUUCAAAUGUCCCAUGUCCAGAGGAUUACAUAUUUAAAGAUUAUUGUGCCAAGGAUAAAAUCAUCAUUUAUUGCCCAAUGCAAUAUACAUUUAAAGACCAAAAAUGAGGGACAGCUAACAACUGCUUUAGCAGUGCAUGAAGUUCCCACAAGUUUCCCUUUUGGUGCAAGGAAUUCUUAGUCUUUUGCACAUUACCUUUACACACUGAACACCCUUAAGAUUCCGAGGGUGUCAGCCAUUGGGCUCCUUAUAAUUUUUAUUCGAGCACAAGCUUGCUAUAUCAUUUACAACAAUGAAUGAUAUUAUAGUGAAAUAUUUAUAGCUCAGGGAACACAAAUAACUCCCUGCUAAUGCAUUGGAAAUGAAAUAUUAAGUAAUAUUAAUUUUCUUUUGUUUUAUCUUUUCAGUGCCAUCACCCAUGGACGACGAAAAGGUAAUGUUAAGCUUUGUAAGAAUCCUUUCUUCAAAUAUGAAAAACCUUAAGACAGAAGACUGAAAAGUCUAUAUUGGCUCCAGUAUAGGUUUAUAGGAUAUUAUUUUGAUGUCUCAUGCAACUGAUGUUUCACUACCUAGAAUGCAGACAUAGAUCGAAAGCUGACUGUUUGGUUUACGAGCUUAGCAGAAUUGUGUAGAGUUGUACAGGGUACAUAUUUAUUAUUGUUUCAUGUAAAAUGCUUGAUGUUGGUUUUUUAUGCUGUCACUACAUGAUAUUAUUAGAUGUUGCGUCCACUGACUAUAGAGCAUUAAGGCAUUCAAAUAUCAUAAUACAUGAAGCUAAGGCAAUGUUAAAAAAAAGACUUUUAUCAUUUUGGGGAAAAGCCUACUUGGCUGCUGUAAGCUACUAGUACUGAUGAAAAAAAAACAUCCUUUCAGCUUCCAUGCACCUGUUUCUCCAUUCACACGGCAAAAAUCCACUAAACAGCUGGAAGUAAUAUCAACAAUAACAGACACUGCACAUUAACAUACAUAUACUUCAUUCAUCGGGGGGAGGGGUGUUGCAAGGAAUAGUGGCCUCCAAAUCUACUGUUUGUACUCCCCAAAUUCCACAUCCCUGGCAGUUUAUGCAACCCAAUAUCCUCAAAGCCAGCUGCAUUUUUGUCUAAAAAAUAAAAUGAUAUCCCAAUUCGAGCCACGAACAGUAGAGGGGAAGAUUUAAUCAGUUUUAAAAAGUAUCAGUAACAGUGUAUGGGUAAUUGCUCAGUGCCCCACACUCCUCCACUCUCUCUGAGAGUGAGGUCAGGUUACCCAUACGAAUGGUUUGUUGUUAACUAAUUUAAUCUACUCAACAGACUGUGCGAUUUUUCUAUGUGAACGUGCUUAUUCCUGUUGGAGCUGGUGCCUGUACUGCCCUGGCCAUUGCAUUUUUGGUUGUCCUGUGCAGAUGCUGUCGCAGAAGAAAAUUAAAGAAAGUCCGCUAUUUUGGAAAGGUCAGGAUUUAUCACUAGUGGCACUCUAUAAUCAGCUUAUCUUGGAAAGGUUGUCAUACAAAAGAGUAAAAGAGUGUACAAAAUUGGCAAAACAGCCGGCAAAACAUAGUCCAUCAAGCCUUAAUGCUGAUAAUUUGGUUUUUAUUGCACUGAAAUGUUCAGUUGAGCAACAGUGGACUAGCCACUAACGACAACAUGUUUUUGCACUCUCUGGUACUCUUUUGUGCCUUCUCCAGACAAUAUUGAGCUUACGCAACAGGAUGGGAGAAGAAAGAAGAUGGCAAACUUUGUGUGACAAGUGUGACAAUAAUUUUGUUUGAAAAACUUUUCCGCUGAACUUCACCUUCCUUUAAACAGGUCAUUUUGUAAAAGACCAGAAAACAUAAACUUGAGUGAAGAUCACCACAAAACAGUAAUAGGUCUGUCACGUUUGUCACACACGAGCAUUUUGCUGUCCUCUUCUUUCUGCAGUCCUGUUGUGUAAAAACACUAAUCUCUCAGACUCUGAUUAUCUUUAUGUCAUAACUAACAUGAUGUACCUCGGGUGUGGAACAGAGACAUAUUUAGAGAGGGAAACACUUGACAAUUAUUACAAACAGAACUGAUAAACUUAAUUGUCCUCAACAGCAGCACAGACUGUUAGUUACAUGUACACAGACAGACUAUUGGUCUCAGACAGAUAAAUCAGUUAAAUAAACAAAUAGUUAUACAUGUACAAUCAGACUACUCUUCUUCCAAAUUGAACACUGCCCCUUUAAACAUUAAGAUAUUAUCUCUCUUAGAAAGGAUUAUCUGACAGAUAACUAGUCUGAGAUGGAUAAUUAUUUGUGUUCCCAGUCAUCAGAAAUUAUCAGAUUGACCCAAUCUAAAUAUGAUAUUCGAUUAUUGUGGGAAAAAUCUCUUUAUAACAAGAAUUCCAUCAUUUAUAUCAUUUUCACCCAUGUGCUUGUUAAAAUAAAAGGAGGCCGCACCUGUGUGUGCCCUAUGUUGCUUGUCAGAACUUCCCAAAUUACUCUGGGAAGGCCUCUUGCAGUGAUUUUUUAGAAAUAGUUGUGGUGAGUCCUGGGACUCAUCUUGUGAAAAAUUGUAAGUCCCACUCCUGAACCAUUGAUUCUCAGUUCAAAAAAUGAGUUGUAAAUUGAGAAAGCUUGGUUCUUUAUGUAACCAGGAAGUCACUGGAUCUGAAGAUAGUUCACUGUUCAAAAUUAAAGUAUAGUCCUUCUAUUUAAACAACAAAAAUAAGGGGGCUAAAAUAAAUCAUGCAUUGUUAAAACAGCCACAGAAAUCACACAAACAGGAUUUUGUACAAAAACGUCUUCAGAUUGAUCGAUCUUUGCAUCCUUCGGGACGCAUCCAUUAUAUUAUCUGGCGUCUUUGGUAAUUUUCAUGCAUCAGGGACGCAGCACACAGAGGUAACAAAAUCACUGCUUUUAGAUGUUGAUCAAUACUGUCAGUUUUAAAUUCUUUCUUUAUAUUUUUAUUUUUUUAGGCUUCUGGAGAGUUGGACAUGGAUAAGUUGAAUCUGUUAUCACAUUCCAGUGAUGAAGAAUAAUGUAUUUCUAUUCGAAUGCAAGGACUUAAAACAGUUUUUUCAUUAUUACAGCUCUCCUUUUCUGGAUAACAAAGAUUAUUAUGGUGCUCUUAGAGACCCAAGCACCACAAUUAAUGUGUGGCCGACUUAAAAACCAUUCAUAUGGCAAUUCAUCAAUGGUCCUUUCACAUGGUACUAUUUAAUUUGCUGUAAAAAGAAGUUCGUCUUUUGAGUAUGAAAAGAUAUACUUCCUUGGAAUACUUUAACUGUCUUUGUCUAGCUACAACUGGGUGUAAGAUGUCCAAUCAGCUUGCCAAGGCAAGGAUUAUUGUACAGACUGUUACAAUCAUGAAGAGACAAUUGGGAUGUUUUGACUGGCCUUUUGACUGGUGUUUGUGGUCUUUCAUUAUUGCCCUAGCUCACAGGCAAAUAUUUGUAAUAAAUAUGAUAAAUUUGGCAAUCUAUUUUUAACAUUCUUUUAUUGUAUUUUAAAGAAAUAACGUAUUACAUUGAAAUUUUGUAAGGAGGUCA
Molecule: messenger RNA, 6447 nt
Organism: Porites lobata
Lineage: Eukaryota; Metazoa; Cnidaria; Anthozoa; Scleractinia; Poritidae
Source: the annotation of a GenBank genome assembly